UAUUUACCACAUGGAGAACAGUUUACGUCAAGUCGAGGACAGCAAAGGAAAGCUGACAUCCUUCCACUCACCCACUGUAUCCAACAGGGCCAGCCAUGGCAGGGCAUGACGCAGGAAGUCAGCACCAGUUCACAGGGGUUGCCAAAUAUUUCAAUUCAUACACCAUCACAGGGAGGAGGAACUGUGUGCUGGCCACCUACGCAGGCAUUGCUAUAAUCUUCCUGUAUUUCAAAUUGAAACCCAAGAAGAAGCCUGUUACAGCAAAGUGAUGACAACUGCUCUCUGUGGCCAGCUCCAGUGCAGUGCAUACUGGCUGCAUUUCAAGUUCCAUAUGCUUCAUCUGCUUUUGCCAGUGCUGUGUCCAGUUCAUUAUCAUGAUAGCCACAGCAGUGAACACAUGUAGAGCAUGAAACAAAAGUGACUCAUUUCAACUGAUUAAAUUCUAUCAACAGCUGCAAAUUUUAAUAAUAAUGCCAAAAUGUUUGUGAGGCAUAUAAUACUUUGAAGGCAAUGGCAUAAUUUGUAAUUCUAAGGCAGUAUAGAAAUGAUUCGCUGAAGUGUGUCUCUACAGGUCUGUCACACAAACAGUUAGAAAUGUCCAGAGAAAGCCUGCGUUGAAACUCGCAGCAGUGGAGAAAAAUCAUUCAGGAAAUUAAUCAUCUUUUAGGCUACUUUUUUAAGCUUUCUGUGCAUAUUGCUUGCUGCUCCCAAGUGCAGAGGAACACUUUCAUUUUCAACAAGAUGUGGUGUAUAUUGUGUAGCCCCAACAGCAAUUCAAAAAGGACUGAAAGUAAGCAGUCCAAACCAGUUAUGAAUGUUGUAGCCCAAGAAAACGUUGCUUCCAAUAUUUUAGUCUAUACUUUAAUGAAUACAGCAUAAAUAUCACAAUAGCUGAUUUGUUUCUGAUGAUUAACAUUGCUUUGUAACGUUGCAUACUAGCUGAUAUAAUACCACAAUGUGGAAUUUCAUUUCACAAGACCAGAUUCACUUCAAGUUCACAACAAAUAAUAAAUAAACUAAUGAUGACCUUCA
Messenger RNA from Colossoma macropomum (tambaqui), 1032 nucleotides. RefSeq names its product ATP synthase membrane subunit DAPIT, mitochondrial-like. Lineage: Eukaryota; Metazoa; Chordata; Actinopteri; Characiformes; Serrasalmidae. The transcript is spliced from 4 exons. The coding region runs from base 96 to 269 and encodes 57 amino acids. The record is from RefSeq and is a predicted model, not a curated record.